Messenger RNA from Bursaphelenchus okinawaensis, 4339 nucleotides. Lineage: Eukaryota; Metazoa; Nematoda; Chromadorea; Rhabditida; Aphelenchoididae. The record is from the annotation of a GenBank genome assembly.
AUGGUCACCGAGCUGGCUCUAAGUCUCGACUUUAAACGCGAAAUUAUUCGAAUGAUUGUGAGCACUUUUAACAUUUUUCAUCAUUUCCUGGGGGUUUUUCGACUGCGCCGAGACAAGUUUUCCCGGAAUACGACUUUUUGAAUAUUCUGGAAUUAUAAACUGUCGUUUUUUUCUAGUUAUGUUUAGAAAUUUUAGUGUAGAAGCUUUUUUUGGGUAAUAAUAAGGCUGGUAAUGGAUAAAGUGAAAACUUACUUUUCAACUCUCACCAACUUGUUUUACAAUUUUAAUAAAUGAAUCUUAUUUUUCAGGGGUGUGAAGUGGUGUUUUCGUUUGCUAACGACAUCAACGCGGAGCUUCAGUACGGAGAACUGCAGGCGUUUCAUCCGUAUGAGGUAGGUUAAUAGUUUUGUUCGUUCUUUUUGGUUUUAGGAGGUUCUUAUGUCUGCUUUUGUGGAAAAGUUUACAAAGGCAUUAAGGAAGGUGCUGACAUUGAUUAUGAGGGUUUUCUUAAUGUUUAAAUGUGGGGUUUUUAUGUUAUUCAUGCUUUUUUGGGCACUGAUGUAGAUAAAGAUUUGUUUUAAUGUUUUAAAAAGACUCUAUGGAGAAAUUUUUUAUUUAACAGUUCAAGAAAACAUUGAAGAUGGUUGCAAUUUAGUUUAUAACACGUAGCUUUACCUGUUUAUUACACUUUUGAUGUUAUUCAUGUUUGUUGGUCUACCUCUUCGAACAAAUUGACUUUCUAGGUUUAUUUUAAGAAUUUUUGUACAAAACUAGGGUCAGUUUGUUAAAAAAUUCUCUAUUAUAAUUCUUUUUAUAUUUUAGCAUAUUCUUGGCGUGGUAAUGACGACACAUCGGGCCAAUCGUUGUUUGGAGAUUCCUCUUUCAUCCUUGUCGUACUUUAAAUGCAGAUAUGACGAGCCACAUAGACGUAAGUUUAAUUUUUUUUUGUUUUUUGAUUUUUAGGUAUUUUAACAUCUUUUGUUAUGUCUUCGAUCAAUGUAGAUAACUUUUGACUUUGAAAAUUAGGGCUUUGUGUUAUACAUCACCUAUAGUUAUAUUUUUGAUAUUUUUAUUUGAAAGGAGUAAAUUUUGAGGUUUUUAUGCGACAAAGAAGAGAGUAAAGGUGUUGCUCAUGGUCUCUGUUAUGUUUUUAAAUCAAUAGAUUGUUUUAGAAUUCAAAAUUGACGGUGAUUAUCACGACAUGAUUGAGGACGAAAAGAACCUUCAAGAAUGGCAGCCGGAGCUCGAGUUCGAAGAGACUAUGACAUUAGAAACGAAGAAACGAUGGUCAGUGGAAGCCAUGUUUGAAGCGAAUGUUAAACUUGGAGUUCAGUCAACCUUUGAAGGCAUCGAUAACUACAGCACGUAAGUUUGGACUAUAACAAUACAGAAUUUAGUUUGAAAAGCUGACGUACAAGGCUUAUUGUAGUAUUUUAAGUGGUAUUUUAUUAAAAAGUGUAUACUAUGGUAAUUUUUUGAUAUUUUUAAAUUUUAAAAUAAAAAUUUUGACAUUUUCAGCGCUCAACCAAUGGGUAACGAAGAAGAUCGUAGACGUGCCGAAGCCAUUGCAUUGGAAAUCGAGAGGAACGAGCAAAGCAAGUACAAUGCGUGCCUGGAGAAUGACGAUGAAGAGCGUGACAUAAAGGAAUACGAAGCAUCACGGCCGCCUGUUAAUCGACCAUCAGCUGUUAAUCAACCACCAGUGGUUCGACCGAUCCCUCCAGUUCGGCCAACUUCAGCUAACAAAUUGGCAUCUCAAUCGAAGGUAUCUGGCAAAGUUACAGGCGUUGGAUCGCAUCAGUCUGGCCAUGGAUCAGCUCAGAAUAGCCAUGGAUCAGGUUCGAAUAGUCAAGGCUCAGCUCAGAAUAGUCAUGGCUCAGCUCAGCCUCUAGCCAAGGAGAAUAUUGAGUCUUGGAGAAAGCCGAAGGCAAGCACAACUCAACCGACACCAUCCUUAAUACAGCCAAACGUCUCCUCAACUCAAUCCAAGCCAUCAAGCCUUGGAACGUUCCAGGCGGGCCUUGGCACGCCUCAGGCCAGCCAUGAUGCACUGACCAGCCAUACAACACCUCAGGCUAACUUUGGCUCAUCUCAGAAUUUGGCCAAGGAGAACAAAGAUCACGGCAAGAAGUUCACUGGAUCUCAACAAAAUUCAUCUUCAGCUCGGCCAACCUUCUCCUCAACUCAAAGCAGGUCAUCAAGCCACUCUUCUCAGCCCUUGAACAAGGAACACAACGACAGAAGGUUCAAGAACGCAGUCAGACCUUCAACUCAAGUCAGUCGGCCUUCAACACACUUCAACUCGACCACAAUUCAAGCUAAUCCAUCUUCAACUCAACCAACCUUGUCUUCGAAUGAACCUAAGCCAUCAGGCUUGAUUUCAGGCCAAUCCGUAACGUCCUCUCAACCCUUGGGAAGGCAGGACAAUGACCAAAAGUUCAGAAGUGGAGCUCGACCUUCAGCUCAAGCUAAUCAACCUUCAACUCAGGUGAACGUGCUUUCAACUGAAGCUAAACCAUUGUCUUCAUUUCAGAACUUAUCUUCGUCUCAGGGCUCUUUGAAACAGAAUAAUGAUCAACGGUUCAAGGCAGGGUCCCGACCUUCAACUCAACCCACUCCACCGUCAACACACUCCAAUUCGAUCACAAGUCAAGCCAACCCAUCCUCAACUCAAUCCGACUCUCGAAUUCAGCCCACUGCACCCCAAGCUCAUGUGGAACAACCUCAAACCCGGCCAAAGUCAACAACCCCGCCCUCAUCUCAGGCCAACUCCACUACCCCACCCUUAUCUCAUGCCAACUUCACCACCCCACCUUCAACUCAGGCCAGCUCGACCACUCCACCCUCAUCUCAAAACUCGGCCAAGGAGAACAAGAAGUUCAAGUUCAAUGUGACGGCUCCGGAGUUUCGCCCCACCACCCAUCGUUACCCCACCCCGCCGGAACAAAUUUAUCAACCGGAAUUCGUGCCUCAGCCGGUUAUGGUCAGCUAUGGGCCGAUUCAAGGAAUGCAACAGCCAAUCCAGGUACCACCACCACAGAUACAACCUCAGAUCCAGGUUCAACAACAGAUUCCGCAACAACAGUUUCAGCCACAGGUAGGGGGUUUUGUAUUUGUUUAGGAGGUGGGAAGUGAAAUUUUUUAAUUUUAAAAUGCGGUUUUCGAAAUUUUUGAAAUUUCGAUUUCUAAAAUUUUAAAAAAAUUGAAUUUUGAUAAAAAUUUUUUUUUUCAAAAUUUUGAGUCAAAACCAACAAUUUUACUAUUUACAGAUGCAGUCCUACAAUUACGCGCCCAAUUACCAACAGAACCCCACCGUUCCGUUGGCCAGUGUGAAUACCUCUCAGUAUGGCCCAUUCGUUGUCGCUUCCCAAUACGCACCUCCACCUCAAUAUCAACAAAAACAAUUUGUUCCACUUCAAACUCCACGUCCUCAACAGCCGCAACAGUACCACCAACCGCUGUUCAUUCCUCCACAGCCACAACAAAUUCCGGUAAGGAGGGACGUGAAGUUGAAUUGGUGUUUGGGGGUGUUUUUUGUUUGAAAAAUUUGAAAUUUUAAAAAACCUAAAUUUGAGGAUAUGUUGUACUUGGUGUGAGGUAUAAUGAGACAGACCAUUGGGUGGUACUCAGGGGUGAGAAACGGGCCGUCUAGGCCCGGUUCUACGACCGGGCCGGGCCGGCCUUGAGCUAAAAUUGAAACGGGCUGGGCUGGAAGGUUAGGCCCUGGGCCUAGAAAUUUUCUGAUCGGGUUGGGCCGGCCUGAAAAAAAAUUAAAACGGGCCGGACCUAAACGUUUUGCCAGUCCCUUUUCUCACCCCUAGUGGUACUUUUAUAGUUUUCGGCGCUGUUUUUCUGAUUUUGGUCGGGCGCAGCUAACAAAAAGUGGUUUUGCAGGCUGCGCGGAAUUUUUAUACGAUAAGAGAAUAAUAAUGGUUGGAAAUGACAAAAAUGAAGGCUGUUUAAAAUAUUUUUGUGUUUUUAGGUAUACGUUUUAUUUUUUGAAAUUUUCUAAAAUUAAAAAAUUUUUUUUGAAAAAAUAAUAAAUAUUUUUUAAAUUGGUAAACUUGACAAAGUUAAACACAGAAAACUCAUUUCUUUCUAAUUUUAGGUCCAAUACCCUCCACCGCCACCAAAUCAGACCGUUCAAUAUUUCCCCGCUCAACAAUUCUACGCUCAACCCCGCCAUACUAUCCAGAGCAAUAAGUGGACUCGUACUGGUAUUGUGAUACUAUUCAGGUCUUAUUUCGAAUAUUUUGUGUCUUUUCCAAUCCAAUUUGGUCGCUUUUUCGAGGGUUGUACGGGUUUUUUGGUUGAUUAUGCUCAGGUUGAUAUACGGUAG